GCCUGUUUCGUUUACUGACAAACGCCAAGAGCAUGUUUCAGCCGCCUGUUAGCGGUUUCCGAACCACCACCACUUGGCAGCUGCCCGCUACCAAGAUACUCAAUCACGCAUACGAAAUUAUAAGGGCCGGGUGCACCGUAUAAUGAUCAUGACGGCGCCGACGGGCGCUUGGUAGAGACAAGCAACGCCAUUGCACCCACUCUAUAAAGCGUUCUGCCUCCCCCUACAAGAUGCUAACCAGCUACUACGUUCACUACCAUUCUCUCACCCAUUUCCACAUUCGUUACUUUCAAAAUGGCUAAAGGACAGGUCCUUUCUCUUCUUCUCGCGCAGUGCGCAUUGCUCGCUUCCGCUGCUCCCCACGCAUGCCCCAAGCGAUCUUCCGUCCCAACCCUGAGCUCCUCUCUCCCCUCCUCCACCGUAGCACCCAUCAUCGCAUCUUCCCCUGCUGCCUCCUCCACCGUCCGUGCCGAGGCCGCAGCACCCGCCGAAUACACCGCCAACCCUAGCAUUGGCGGCGGCGGCGGCUCCAACGUGGCCGAGUCAGCCCACUUCCGUGUGAUCAGCGCCUCAACCUCUUCCAUAGCCAACCAAUCCCUCCAGCACCUCGAAGCCGCCCAUUCCUGCUUCGUCGAGACCCUCGGAUGGCGCACCUCCGGCCUGUCCUUCAACACUGGCGGCAUCGGCAAGGAAGUCGGGCCCUGGUACAAGCUCAACGUGUACAGCAAGGCCGCGUCCGACAUGUCUGGUGCUGCGGGUGUACAGGGCACGGAUGCGGAAGCGGGCCUUGCGUACCUCAAUGUUGUGGAUGAGUACCUCGAUGUGCCGGAUGUGGUUGUGCAUGAGUUUGGGCAUAGCAUGCAUUUGAGCGAGAAGAACUGGGUUGAUCAGGUGAACACGGGGGCGUGGUGGGAACCGAUUGCGAAUUUCAUCGCGGAUACGUAUAUUUCUACGCCGACUUGCAAUGCUGCGCGCGCCGCGGCGGGCUUGUCGGGCGAGGAGGGCGAGAGCAUUAUUUCGCUGCAGAAAGUCAUCGGAGAUUCCUACCAGGUGCUGGUAGACGGCACCCAAGGAACAGGAAACUACUACGAAUCCUGGCCCUUCAUCGCAUACCUAACCAAUAACCCGGACUCCUACGCCGGUCUCGGCAACGAUACCCUGCUCCGCAUGAUCCGCAAGUACAAGUUAGAGUCCAACGAAACCCCCCUCCAUACGCUAGAGCGCUUGCUCUCUGAAGCGACCGGCAAUGUCACCGUCCAGCAUGUUGUGGGCAGGUACUGGGCGCAUAUGGCGUACGUCGACAUCGGUCACGCCAAAGCACACGAGGCUUUCACCGCUCAGCGUAGCGGGCUGACGUAUGGUAACCUCGACGGCUCCAAUGGUGAAUACACGGUUAAGAGUGCACGCGCACCGAGGUAUUUGGGCGCUAAUAUUAUUCCGCUCACUGCCACCGGAUCCAGCGUCGAUGUGGCUAUCACCUCCGAGGACACUGGUUACACAGCUACCCUUGUGGUAUCAAACACAUCUGGUGUGAAAUACACUGACGUUGUGGCUGGCAAGGGCAGCGUCCAGGUCGCUGAGGGCGACGAGGUUUCCCUCGUUGUAGCCAAGACGCCGGAGCUGGUUACGUACGACGCUUUCAACAUCAGCGAUGAGUUGAACCAGGGUCUGCAGUAUAGCGUCAAGAUUACUGGUGCGACUGCUUAGAGCGCGAUAGUGGGGCAGCGAGACCGAGUGCUAGUGCGCAUGUCGUGGUCGAGCUGUGAGGUUCAUGUUUGGAGCUUGUAUAUACUGUACCUUCAAAAUCUACCAUUUUGCCAUUUGAGUCCCUUUUCCGCGAGGUUCGUCGU
Molecule: messenger RNA, 1850 nt
Organism: Macroventuria anomochaeta
Lineage: Eukaryota; Fungi; Ascomycota; Dothideomycetes; Pleosporales; Didymellaceae
Exons: 2
Coding region: 295-1707 (470 amino acids)
Source: RefSeq, a predicted model, not a curated record